AUGGGAAUAAUGGCAGCCGAUACAUCGACUAGGAACGAUGCAUUUGCAUCGCUGUCCCGAGAUGGGCAGCCAGCGCAGAAGACGAUGGCAACGCCAACACCGCCAGAGCUGCUGCCUGCGUCGUCGGACGCAAUGCGCCUAUCUAUGCUCGCACCAACACGACUGCUGCUCGGAUCUCUAGCGUCGACCAUGAUUGGAUUCAUGCUGGGGGGAUUUCAGGGAGGGCAGAUGGCCCAACUACGAUUCAGGGCGGAGCACGCGCACAAGAUGCCAGACACGACGACAGGCUGGUACUUUUACCACAAGACGAAAAACUACCAUGCGAUGCAAGGCGGCAUCCGCGAGGGAUUUCGGAUGGGCGCGAAGACGGGGUUCUGGAGCUUUGCGGCCCUCAGCCUGGAGACGACGGUUGACCGCAUGCGCGGAUGCAGCGACAUGCUGUCGACGAUAGUGGCGACGGUGUCAGUGGCCGGCAUGUUCUCAUUAACACAUCGAUUCUCGCUGUCAGCAGCAGCGCGCACCGCACGUUACGGGCUGUUGUUUGGGAUUAUGUACGGGGGUGUGCAAGAUGCGUCCGCGCUAGCUCGUGGGCGACCGGUUGGCUACGUCCAAGCCAUCCGACGUCGAUUGACCCCUGGGUAG
Molecule: messenger RNA, 642 nt
Organism: Akanthomyces muscarius
Lineage: Eukaryota; Fungi; Ascomycota; Sordariomycetes; Hypocreales; Cordycipitaceae
Exons: 2
Coding region: 1-642 (213 amino acids)
Source: RefSeq, a predicted model, not a curated record